Molecule: messenger RNA, 597 nt
Organism: Trichomonas vaginalis G3
Lineage: Eukaryota; Parabasalia; Trichomonadida; Trichomonadidae
Product: GTPase protein
Exons: 1
Coding region: 1-597 (198 amino acids)
Molecular function (GO): GTP binding; GTPase activity
Source: RefSeq, a predicted model, not a curated record
AUGAAUGAAACCUUUGAAGCCAAGCUCGUAACUGUUGGUGCAACCAAUACAGGAAAAACAUGUUUAUUGAUAAAAUUAGCUACAGAUUCAUUUGAAGAGAAUACAAAGCAAUCCGUUGGUGGUUCAUUUUUAAAUUAUCAUUUUACCAAAGAUUCUACGAAUUUUACCCUAAAAUUAUGGGAUACAGCCGGACAAGAGCGCUAUAGAAGUGUUAACACUAUGUAUUAUGUUAAUGCACAAGUUUUUUGUUUAGUAUUUUCACUAACAGAUCCAUAUUCAUUUGAUGAUAUUCCUAAUUUAUACAACGAAGUCAAAGAAUAUGCCGAAUCGUCCAUAAUUUAUUUAAUUGGGUGUAAAGCUGAUUUGUCAGAGGAUAGAAGAGUUAAAUCUGAACUUGCAUAUGAGUUAUCUAAAACAAUAAAUGCAUUAUACUUCGAAGUGUCAUCUAAAACUGGCCAAGGCUUUUACGAAUUUAAAGAUCAACUGAAUUUUGAUAUUAAUCAAAAGUAUCAAGCCAUUAAAAAAGAAAACGAAGAUGACAUUAAGCCUAUUAGGCUUACAGAUAGCGAAAAAGGGGAAAAUUCAUGUAAUUGUUAA